Messenger RNA from Mesorhabditis belari, 549 nucleotides. Lineage: Eukaryota; Metazoa; Nematoda; Chromadorea; Rhabditida; Rhabditidae. The record is from the annotation of a GenBank genome assembly.
AUGACUCUUUUACCCACAUCGCCGACGAAGCGACAAACAAAGUCAACCGCUCGACGAUGUCUUUUCGGAAAACCCGAUCCAAAACAGACAAAUCGCUGGCUAGAGGAACGUUUAAACGAGAUUCGACAAGAAAAAGAAGCCAAAUGGGGAUUCGACUUUGAGAGGGAGAUCCUACUUCCGUCAUCCUCCACCACCGAAUAUCAAAUCGUGGCCGUCGAUCCGGCUACUGUGCCCAAUUUCUACCAUUGCAAGGUGAUCACGCGAAACGUGAAGCCCGUUGAGCCCGGAACACCGGACACGUCACCAGCUGAAUCUGAAGAGUCAGACUCCUCCUUUAUGGACACAUCUGAUUGCUCAAGCCUUGCCUCGCCUCUUCCCAUCAAGAAACGAAGUGUAAAGACGCCGAAGAGACUUCGGAACAAGCAAAAGAGCAAGAUUACAGAUUAUCUCCGAGUGAAGAAACCGUUGCGGCGAGUCGCUGGGAAGAAUGAUUUGAGUGAUUCGAGAGCUCCUCAACUUCUUUCAAUCGCAUCCACGUCGGCUCAAUCA